UUAUAGAGUUUUAAAUGGGUUCAGGUACCUCGUUUCAUAAACGGGUUUAGCUUAAAGUUAGGCAGUUAUAAUGGACACCUGACCCACUACCAACCCCAGUUCUAUUGAGUAGUGAGUUUGGAGCAAACAAGAAAGUUCAGCUAAGCAUCAGAGAAAGUACCCAGAUCUAAUUUGUAUGCCUUUCGUAGUUUGCAAAGCGGCAAACCCUAAAUCCUCUCUGAUUUUUUCUAUUGCUUAUCUGCCCAACUCUGUUUCCAGUAAGCGUCUCUUUUUAACAAUAACAAACUGCAUUAAAUCUCAUUGAAUGAUUCGAUACUACGCAAAUUUUGGUCUCUUAAUUCAUUUGAACAUCACAGAUUAGUUCAUUUGCUCGAAAAUGCCUUUGGGACUAAUACAAGGUCUAGCCAGGGCAAUGCGGAGAAAGCGAACGUCAUCUUUGGACAUUCUCUCAUCAAAACGUGCUCCUCGCAAUUACUACAAAGGGAAGAAUUGCAAGCCCACCGGUUUUCACACUCGCAAAGGUGGUUAUGUUAUUGUUCCGGAGAAAUUGCCCAACUAUGUAAUCCCUGAUUUGACCGACUUCAAGCUCAAGCCCUAUGUGUCUCAGUGUGCAUCGGAAGUUAAAACGACUGAAGCUUCUGAAGCUGCUAAAUAAAUAAAUGGAAGUGUUCAAUCUUUCUUAGUUGUCGAGCUGCCACUGUGUUGAUCUUAACUGAAGUUGAGCGAUUCUGGCGAUGCCAUUUUGAAGCAAUGUGAUAUUUCAAUGGAAUUAGAACUAGUUUGGUGAUAUCCGCUGCUGCUUGUUAAACUGAUGAUAAAUUUCUCAAUACUGAUUCUGGAGAGUUGAAUAAAGUAGUUUGAACUAUUUA
Molecule: messenger RNA, 869 nt
Organism: Jatropha curcas
Lineage: Eukaryota; Viridiplantae; Streptophyta; Magnoliopsida; Malpighiales; Euphorbiaceae
Source: RefSeq, a predicted model, not a curated record